AUGAAUUUCAAGAGAUAUACUACACUUGCUCUCUGGCUAGCAACCAUCACUUCUGCUGCCGCUAUCAGCACGCCCAUUCGAGAUUUAUCUCAAGAAACGAUCACCGAAUCCCAAUGCGACUGGCCAAACUUCCAAGAAGAUGAUGAUCUCAAUGGUGCCAUGGUUCUCUACAAAGGUCACAAGCUUGCCGAGUGGAGAAACCCAAACGGGCAGAACAAUGACUGGUUUGGCCAAAACUACGUCGACGGAACAACCCAACAUGCUCAGUAUUCUGUCACCAAAACAUGGGUCUCGGUAUUGGUUGGUAUGUUGUACCGUGACGGUUUCAUGGACUGGGAAACUGAACACCCCGACAAGAUCACUCUUGGUGAGAUCUUUCCGGAUAAGGUCUGGGAAGAUAUCUGGGACGUUCCAUUCUUAAUCAGUGGAGGAUCAAAGGUUCCCGAGCUCAAGGCCAUCACUCUUGGACAGCUCAUGUCCAUGAGGACCGGAUACGCUGAAAACGGAAUCAGCUCUCCCUUCGAUAGUACCUUGGUCCGCGACUUGGAUCGCCUCGUCGCUUGGUGGCACCCAUUCUACCGCACCGGAAAGAUCGAGUCCCAAACAUGCUUCGAAUGUGGUGACUACUUGUCGUCUUCUGGUAUUGUCAAUUACAUCAUCAAGGAGAAGACCAAGACCGAUGCCAACCCAAGAGGAUGGGACCCCCUUGACUAUGCCCGUCAAACCUCCGAAUCAUUGCCAGAUGGCAACGUCGGACUCUUCGAGGCCCUUGGUAUGGAAGAAGGAUCCUACACCUGGGAUCGUGAUCGUGAUGACGUAGCUCGCGGUGCAUUCGGUCUUUGGGCUGAUCUCGAGGACAUGGCCAAGUUCGGUCAGCUAUUGUUGCAAGGAGGAACCGUCAUGUUCGAUGGCGUCGUCCGCGAGAUCAUUCCAUCCUACUACUUCGAAGAGAUGACCAAGACCCAAUCUCGAAUGAUCGGUAUGGACCUUCCCUAUGGCUGGCAAGUGUGGAACUGGGGCGAAGAUGACGAUGGUGAUAGCGGCUUCUGUGCUGAAGGUCUCGGAUGGCAAUCCAUCUGUGUAUUCCCCAAGCACGAUACUGUUGUCGCCAUCCAGGCUCCAGUGUCAUUUGGCGUAGAAACCUUUGCUGCGAAUCUCGAAUUCCGCAAUGAUGCCAUCAAGGCUAUUCGUGAUGGAAUUGUGUGUGGGCCAACAGCUGCACCAAAUACACCAGGAGGAUCGUCCCCAACAAGCCCUCCUGUGUCAUCGACCACUGCGCCUUCCGCUGGAGACAACUUGGUUGGGGACACAAUCGAGGACCGGACCCAAAAUCACAUCGAUGGUGAUGACUUUAACAACGGGGGGGGUUCCCAGGCUGAAGACAUCAAUAAUGAGAACGGGUCCAAUUUGCAUUUCGGAAAAGUUAUGAAAAACACUGGGGUACCAAUUGGCCUUCUCGUGUCGCUGGUUCUCGCAUCAAUUACUCUAUGCUUGUUGCUUGCACUCUUCUGCUAUGCCAAGCGAAGCGGAAAAACGACCCAACUGCCAAGAACGAUGGAAGCAAUGUGCAAAAUAGCUCCAGUGGUACCAGUAGGAUACGAUGACGAGUUUAACAAGGUGUAUGAUGUAGCUUUGGAUGACGAAGAAAGUGUCGAAACCGAAGAGAGUGAUGGGAUUAUAUACUUCGUCGAAGAAGAUAUUGAGCAAAAGUCGACAUCUCAUUGA
Molecule: messenger RNA, 1725 nt
Organism: Cylindrotheca closterium
Lineage: Eukaryota; Bacillariophyta; Bacillariophyceae; Bacillariales; Bacillariaceae
Source: the annotation of a GenBank genome assembly